Molecule: messenger RNA, 542 nt
Organism: Mercurialis annua (annual mercury)
Lineage: Eukaryota; Viridiplantae; Streptophyta; Magnoliopsida; Malpighiales; Euphorbiaceae
Exons: 1
Coding region: 84-509 (141 amino acids)
Source: RefSeq, a predicted model, not a curated record
CAAAUCUUUCUUAACUUUUUCAAGUACGUACGAUCGCAGUGAUAAAAUAAUUUUCUUUCAUAAUCCAUUCAAGUUCAACAACCAUGCCAAUGGGAGGGCUUUCUUUGUUGUUUAAGGACGAUCAAGAACAGAAAAACAUCAACUCCGACGACUCGAAAAUCAUGCCUACGGGAGGGCUUUCUUCGCUGUUUGACGAUCAAGAACAAAAAAACAUCAACUCGGACGACUCGAAAAUAACGGAACUAGUUGUCAAAUUCGAGCCGAUCAAGAAGACGGGAAUUAAUAAUAGUAAUAACAAUUGCGACAAAAACAAAUUCAAAAUGCCUUUGCAUUUUCCGAGGUAUACUAAGGAAGAUUAUGAGAAGAUGAGUGAAGAUGAAAUUGAUAGGAUUCUUCAAGAUUAUGGUUUGUUUGUUAAUAAUGGUGACUUGGGUUACAAGAAACAGUUUGCUAUUGGUGCUUUUGUCUGGCCUAGUAGUACUUCUCCUGCAGAAUCUGUUGGUUGCUGAUUAGAAUUAAUUGUUCGUUAUUGAAGUGAUUAG